Polistes canadensis is the source of this 1645-nucleotide messenger RNA. RefSeq lists its product as uncharacterized. The record is from RefSeq and is a predicted model, not a curated record. The transcript is spliced from 5 exons. Lineage: Eukaryota; Metazoa; Arthropoda; Insecta; Hymenoptera; Vespidae. Bases 287 to 1558 code for a protein of 423 amino acids.
AAAAAAAUAGCGACUGUAAUUGACGAUAUCAAGACCAAUCAGAAAGCACCACAUCUAGACACUCUAGAUGGGAGACCUAACCCGUUAAAUAAGCCGAGAGUUAUGCUUCCUGUUCAGUAUAGAAAUUACUUCUUUCGUAUAACCAUAUAUCUUUUUAAAAUUUGAUUCUCCCACAGUUUGAAGUUACGUGUUUCAGAGAAAAAUAAAUUUCCAAAGAUAUAUAAACACCUUUAUGUAUCAGACAACGAUUUAAUAAUUUUUACUUAACUUUGAAAGAAAUUCAACAAUGAGUGAAAAAACAAACCAAGUUGAUCUAAGUACAAUAAGUACUAAACUUACUAAAGAAGUAUUAGAAAGUAUACUUGUAGCAGAACAUAAUGUAAAAGAUGUUAAAGUAAUCGAUUGGAAUUUUGAUGAAGCAAGUGUUAAAGGUGAUAGCUAUUUAACAGUUGUUAAUAAAGUCAAGAUAAAUGGUAUUGCUAAUGGCAAACCUGUACAAACUGAUAUUGUGAUAAAAUCACUACCUGCAAAUAUAGGUAGAAGAAAAACUUAUCGAAGUACAGAUUUCUUUCAAAAUGAGGUCGCAUUUUAUACUAAGGUUAUACCGAAAUUUGAACAGUUUCUCAAAAGCAAAAAUCAAGCUCAUAUUCUAAGUGUUCCACGUCACUUAAAAUCAUUUGUAGAUGGUGAAAAUGACUAUUUAAUUUUAGAAAAUGUUUGCAAUUUAGGAUAUGGUCCUAUAACUCGUCAAGACUGUGUAGAUAUGGAACAGUGUACUGUGAUUUUAGAAGCUUUUGCUACUUUUCAUGCAAUUUCGUUUGCACACAAAGAUCAAAAUAAAGAAGAAUUUAAUGAGUGUGUAUCGCAUUUAAGAGAGACAUAUUUUAGUCCUAAAUAUUGGAGUUGGUAUGAAAAAUUUCAUAAACAAUUGGUGGGAAUAGCAACACAUGCAUUAACUACUGAAUAUCCAAACAGCGAAGCGCUAAAGCGUUUUACUUCUUACAAAUUUGGUUCACUCGUGGAAAUGUGUUGUAAAAUAUGUGAUCGUUUAGAUGCUCCAACAUCAGUUGUAAAUCAAGGAGACUCUUGGGCUCCAAAUGUUUUAGUACGUACCAUUGAAGGAAAUAGAAAGCAAGCGCUGUUACUUGAUUUUCAAUUAGCACGUUGUGUCAGUCCAAUUCCUGAUUUAGCAUUCUUUAUUUAUUCUUGUACAAACAAAACUCUUAGAGAACGAUUCGAUGAAAUGAUGAAAAUUUAUCACGAUAAAUUAACUAGUGUAAUUAAUUUACUUGGCUCAGAUGCUAACAAAGUGUAUUCAUGGGAAACGUUUAUGAAAGAGGUAAAAGAACAAUUUGUCUAUGGAGUUGUUUUUGCAUUAGAAGCUAUACCAUUUACAUUGUUAUCUAAUUCACAAGCAUUUGAUCUGGAUACAUUAAUAAAAGGAGACGAACAAGUGAAUAUAAGUGAUGUAUGGGUACUUGGUAAUUUAGAUACACAGGAAAAAAGAUUACGUUUAACAGAUGUAAUUGUCCAUGCUGUAGAAAGAGGAUUUUUAUAAAAUUUAAAUGUAUAAGUAAAAUUGAAUCCAUUUUAUUCAUAAUUUUUAUUAAAUGUUUAGCAUUAAAUAAAAUAGAGAUAAUCUGUA